UCGCGCUCUGCAGCUCUGUGACGUUAGCCAACACACACGCACACACACACACAAUCGCCUCUGCUCCGCUGUACAUCUCUCUCUCUCUAUCUCUCGCUCGCUCUCGAGAAGACAAGUGGCUCCAAAACCGCUGUGUGCCACAGUAUAAAAGUUUGACCUCGUUUGAGACUUUGAACGUUCACAAAUCGGCCGAUAACACAGCAUAAAUCCAAUAUAUUUAUAUAUAUAUGCCAUACACACACACACAUAUAAAAAAACGUGCCAUAAAGUGUGUCGAAUUAAUAACUUUUAGCAAAAAAUAAUCAACGCAGCAACAAAAUGUUUGCCAUAAACAAACGUGUUUGAGAACAAACAAAGAAAAGCACAAAUAAACAAGGGAAAAACAAUCAACAAAAAGCAGUUGAAAAGCUGCUAAAAAAAAUUAGAUUAAAUUUUUAACGACAACAGCUUAAAAAAAAACGGCCUCAAAAUUGCCGAAUUAAUAAAUCAACCCACGAAGCUGAACAACAACAAUUUUGGCGGUGGCGUCACAAUGCGCGAGAAAAAAGGCGGCGCCCUGCAGAAGCUCAAAAAGAGGCUAUCGCACAGCUUUGGCAGAUUAACUAUUUCCCGCGAGGAUGGUGACGAUUCCACACAUCAUCAUCACCAUCAUCAUAAUCAUCAUCGCGGCGGUGGCGCCCAUCAUAAUCACGGUAAUAAAGUUCCAUUCAAUGGUUACAAUUCGGAAGAGUAUCUGGAUCGACUGGAACCAAAUGGCAAUAUACCCGCUGACAAAACAAAUUGCAGAUAUGGCGCACAAGAAUCUGCGAAAAAUGAUAAUAAUAAACCACAAGACUGGCGCAGCACGGACAGCACCGACCAUCACGAUCGUGUACAGCGACAAUUGUCGGUAUCGUCGGACAGCAAGCUGCUGGAUGAGGACAUCAGGGAGGAGAUGAAGUAUCACUCGCAUGUCGUCAUGCGACCCAAGAAGCCGCCCAGACCCAAGUCCGAGGUGUUUCUCAACAAACAGGAUCCACUUCCGCGACGAAAACGUUUCAGUGCAUUUGGUGGCGAUUCACCAUUUGGCAAGCAGGAGGCCUAUGUUAAACUGGAACCGCUCGGUGAAGGCUCCUAUGCGACAGUCUACAAAGGAUUUAGCAAAUUAACCUACCAGCGUGUUGCACUGAAGGAGAUCCGACUGCAGGAGGAGGAGGGCGCCCCAUUCACGGCCAUACGGGAGGCGUCGCUGCUAAAAGAACUGAAACACAGCAACAUUGUGACCCUGCACGACAUCGUGCACACCCGCGAGACGCUGACCUUUGUCUUUGAAUAUGUGAAUACCGAUCUAUCGCAAUAUAUGGAGAAGCAUCCGGGUGGCCUGGACCAUCGCAAUGUGCGUCUGUUCCUUUUCCAGCUCCUGCGCGGUCUCUCCUACUGCCACAAGCGUCGCGUCCUCCAUCGCGAUGUUAAGCCACAGAAUCUGCUAAUCAGCGACUGUGGCGAACUGAAGCUUGCCGAUUUUGGUCUGGCCCGUGCCAAGAGCGUGCCCAGCCACACGUAUUCACAUGAAGUGGUUACGUUAUGGUACCGUCCACCAGACGUACUGCUGGGCAGCACAGAGUACUCCACCUCGCUGGACAUGUGGGGCGUUGGCUGUAUAUUUGUGGAGAUGGUGACUGGUAUGCCAACAUUCCCGGGCAUACGUGAUACAUACGAUCAGCUGGAUAAGAUAUUCAAAUUGCUGGGCACGCCCACCGAGGAUACGUGGCAGGGCGUCACACAUUUCCCAGGCUACAAACCGCACAAGUUGGGUUUCUAUCGACCACGGAAACUGGGUCACAAUUUUCCACGGCUGUACGACAUUAUCGAGGGCGAGACGAUAGCGAACGCGUUCCUGCAGCUCAAUCCCGAGCAGCGCAUCGGCGCCGAGGAGGCACUGCAGCAUCCCUACUUUGCGCAAUUGCCAAAGAAACUCUACGAAUUGCCAGACGAAACCUCAAUUUUCACCGUGGAAGGCGUGCAGCUGCAUACGGAACCGAAUCGACAGAAUAAAUGAAAAUUAAAGCAGGUCCUCUCAGUGGAUGGCGUACGUUUCUAUUGUUAGACCAAUAUACGAUCUACAACAAAUAUCAGCCCAACAACAACCCAGCUACACCCAGCAACUAAACAACCCACAAAACAACCCAGCAAACAACUCAGCAACAAAUAACAACAACAACAACAAUAACAACUACAACAACUACAAUCGGCAGCCAUAAUGAAGAGUGUACGAAAAAUAACAAGUUUUCUACCAUAAUUUGUCAAAUUCUUGCUUCGAUUUCAGAUUGUAAAUUUUAGUGGGCGUGCGAGAGGAGUGUGAAGCGGAAAAUGGGGGAGGGGGGCGGCGGCAACAGCGGCAGCAUUUCAGUCAAAUUCGUGCCUGGGCAUUAGUUAGUUUAGUUAUUUAAGCUAUCAACGUCGACUUCUUAGCGCCUUCCACAAUAAGGAUACUCAGUUUAGUCAAAUAUUGUUUUGCGCAACAGGAGCACAGGAGUUUAUUUUUUUUUUGUAAAUUUAUACUAGAGCUAUUUUUUCUGCAAGAAAACGUUUUUGUGCAAGUAUUGUGUUUUCAUUUCUCUAGGUUUUUGAUUAAGCAAAAAGCAAAUAUUCUAGAUUUUUCUGUUGUGCUGUCUGUGUAUACAAAAUGAAAAAAUCCAAUUAUUCCUUGUGUUUGUUUUUCGUUUCUAAAAAAAAAAAAACAUAUAUAGUGCUGUGUUUGCUUCUACAGGGACAUGUUUAAUAGGGUUUCUCAAAAGUAAAGUUACAAAAUUGAAAUUAA
Molecule: messenger RNA, 2800 nt
Organism: Drosophila virilis
Lineage: Eukaryota; Metazoa; Arthropoda; Insecta; Diptera; Drosophilidae
Gene: Eip63E
Product: cyclin dependent kinase Eip63E
Biological process (GO): protein phosphorylation
Cellular component (GO): nucleus; cytoplasm; cytosol
Molecular function (GO): heme binding; ATP binding; cyclin binding
Source: RefSeq, a predicted model, not a curated record